CCUUAUGAAGAAGAAUUCCUCCCACAAACAGAAGGGCCAUCAAAGCUGGAGUUAGCCUUGGCGGCCUUCACGGGCCAUUCUGCACAGCCAUGCUACAUUCCACGACCAGAUCCAAACUAUGAAUUGAGGCUUCUCGUGGAGCAGUUUGCUGGGACACCGAGACACGCAAUCGCAAGAUGGACCUCUUUUUCCCAUCUUUUGCUCCUCCUAACUCUUCGUCCCUUCGUAAAUCGGGGGAGACUGUUCUGCACUCAGCAAAGCAAACAGAGCGGGUUGAGCAAGUUUGUGCACAAAUUGCUCAAGAUCACCCUUCUGCUACCAUACUAGAAGAGGAGGAGGAAGAUGAAGGCUACAAGGACAUUGUGGAGCAAACAGAAGUUGUCACGGAGAGCUCCCGUGAAGAUCAUGAUCAAGAAUGUCCUGUUGUAGCCGACCACACCUUCCCACAUCCCACACCGAGCAUUGAAGAGGUGGGCAUGAUCAAGGAGAUGCAAGAUGACCUCAUGAAAGAAAUUGCUUGGCAACUUGCUCUCCAAUCCGUGCUAGAAGAAGAAGAGCGAGAAAGGAUGAGGAAAGAAGUUGCGGAGGAUGACGGAAGUGAAUUAGAGGAAGUUCUUGAUCUUUUCCGAAUGGAGGAAUUAAAUUCUGAAGAAGGAAGGGGGUUGAAGAAGCAAUUGGCGUCCAGGCUGGGGAUGAAGUUGAGGUGGAAGAGGCUUGCACCGGCCUUAUGUUGCAAGUAAUAUCCCUACCAAACUUCAAGGAACUGCUUAGCAAGGACCCAUUUGCAGUGUCUCUUUGCCAGACCAAGGCCACAUCGACAUCGGUCCCUCUUGGUGGAUGCGAUGGUGGUCAAUCGAUGUUGUCAUAUCUGGUUUGGGGCAAUGAGACGAGAGAAGAGAAGAAGAGGUCUCGAGGGUGGAGACUUCAUCUGCAUCAAGUGUACGAGCUUCCAUCACCUGUCAUACCACAUGUUCGUGACUUGAGACUCCACCUCAUCGACAAGAACCUCAACUUCAAAGAGGUUCUGGGGUGGACCGAAACUUAGGAGCCAUCAUCCGACUCACGACGUGAACGAAGCGCAUGUUGGGAGGCAACCCAACCAGUCGGUUUGCAUUUCUUUCUCUAUUUUUCCUCGGUUGAGUCAGUUUUGUUCUUUGAUUUUAGAGUCAAUAACUCAACCUUUGUGAGAUUUUGUGUGGUGUUUGUAUUCCAACUACUCUCUCCUCCUGGAAUGCACCACCUGCCCCAUCCACCAUCAUUCACCCUUGAUCUGGUAAUGUUGUUCUACCCUCCUCAUCUUUCUUCCAUUGAGGACAAUGUCAUGCUUAAGUGUGGGGGGAUGUUCAAUUAUGUAUGCAUGUGAAUGUUUGGCUGUAUGUGUGUGCUUGGAGCCUAGUCCACUGUCCAAAUUUUGAUUUGAGGGCUCCAAGUACGUGUUCCUUGCAAUUUCCUGCUCAGUAUGCUUUGAGUUGACAGUCUCUAUAGUAAUGUGCAACCUAGGGAGGCAGUGUAGCACUAUGGAGGAUGUUGAUGCAUUUAAGAAGUCUCCUUUCUUCUUCAUAUUGUGUUGGUUGAUUGUGUGAAUUAGUAAUCUUAGGAGUUAGGACCCUUGAAUUGUGUGGCUUUGUGGACUCUCUACCUGUCAUGGACUCCUGUAUCAUGUUUUGAAAUAAAAGGUGCUCGAAAAUGUGUUUUAAAAUAACUUCUCCCAUGCGAAUAGGGCAAAAGUGUGUAAGGGGAGACGGGAAUCCGUUCCCAAUUUUCACCUACUACCUCCAGGCCCCUUACAUUUCUUUCCCCCGCAUGAGGCUCGAGACAUCUGCUCCUGGUAUGGCCGGUAAGAGCCGGGCUCUCGCAAAACCUCUGCUAGGUGGGAGCCCCCAUUUUCUGAAAAAUAGAUUGGAACCCUUGAAAAGAAAAAGAAAAAAAAAACAGAAAAACAAGAAGAAGAAAAGAAAAAAGAAAGAAAAGGAGUUCCAACCAUCUUCAAGAAGAAAAUAGAGCACAUUAAAAAUGUGAGUCCAUGAUCUUUUGUUUUUGAGAGUCCAUUCGUCCACGAUUCAUUUGUCCUCUGAUCACUAUUUGCCAUGAUGCCGACUCGAGACUAGCGUUCUCACCGAAGAAGCUAUGAGAUGACUUGUGCGUCGGUUGACCUCGUAAGCUGCUAAAUGAUCUAGAAAAUCCUCUAUCAAUGAUCGAGGGUGCAUGUUGCUAUAGAGGUCUGGAGAGUUGCAUUGGUUUGAGUUAGGUUUGCUUGGGGACAAGCAAACGGUUAAGUGUGGGGGAUUUGACGACUCGAUAUUUGCACAUGUUUUCCCCUUUGCUUCUUGAUUGUUUAAGCUUGAAUUAUCGCUUCUUUGGCCUAUUUUAUGCUAGGUUGUGUUCCUUUGUCACAUUUCAGAUCCUAGCACAUAAAGUAAAGCAUAGGCGCAAGUUUCAAGUCAAUCAUAUAUCAAUUGGCAACUCGGGGGACAAAACUCGGGCAUGACCUAAAGAAGAAUGGAUUUCUAUCUCACUUUGUGACCAUAGAAUCAUGUAAUCUUGUCGUGAGAAGAAAGAGGACGAGACUACGAGCAUCUGGGAUCAAACAACACCUGAUUUGGAGUCCGAACGAGGGAGAAACGAAGAAUCAAAGAUAGGGCACCCGGAACUGCAAAAUACCCGACAAUAAUACCCUACCGGGUAUUUUGACCAUCUGAUAGGGUAUUUUUGGCAGCAUCAGAAGGCCCCCCGAUCGUGAACCAAAAAUACCCAACCGGGUAUUUUCCCUUUUGCCUAGAAGAGUGACCCGGAGCAUUUUGUUGAUACCCGACCGGUUCCCCGAAUACCCAACCGGGUAUUUGGACCGGGUUUCGUGAACACAGGUUGUUAAAAGCCUAUUUUGUGCGUUUUUGGAGGGAGAGGGCUGGGUUUUGGAUCCCAAACACCCAAGGGACGAACCAAAGAAAGAGAGGGCGGUUUGAGGGCAUUCUUGGAGUGGAAUUGGAGAAUUUCUUCGCCUUGGAAGCUCGAGGAACAAGCCCGGACUUGAAGACUGAUCAUCUGAAGAUUCUUGCUGCAGUCUCUCUCUUCUUUAUGGAGUAACUUCCCUUCACUUAGGUUUUGAGGAACCCUAUCUAUGUUUGUUUGAUUGGAUGAUUGUAUGAGUACUCUUACUUGAUAAUCUUGAGUUCAUAUUCAAUCUAUGCAUUUUUUCAUGAUUCAAUUCUGCUUUAGUCGAGAUUAUUGAUUCUGCUAUGAUCAUAUGAGAGCGAAUACAUGAUUAGGUCAAUAGAGUACCAUAGAUUGAUAGUAUUGGAUCGAUUGCUUUAGUCGAGGGUCGAUUCACUGCUUUGUAUCGAUUGAGAACCUCAUUCGAUAGAGGGAGUCUAGUUCAGAACGCCUUGAUCGGUUGUUCUAGAGAAGGAUACGUCCCUCUAGGCAAUUGACUCAAGAGGGCCUUGUUCCUUUAGUUGAGACUCAAGGUCUAGUUAAGGAUUCUCCGCAUUGUAAAUGAAAGUGAAAUAGGUUAGAGAUCAUCAAUCAUUAAUCUGGCUAAUGGCUAGGGGGAAUCAUGCCUAAGUUUGUUCCCAACCUAUAAUUAUAUUAACUUUAACUGUAGUUUGCUAGAGUAGUUUUAGUUCUUCCAUCUUAAUCUGGUUUGCUAGAUAAUGAACUGAAGCUGAGUAAUAGUAACUCUAGAGACCCGUGGAUUCAAUAUUUAUUACUUGAGCCACUAUAUUGCAGUCCCUUACAUUGGUUACACUUGGCCUUUGUUAGGAGUUGUGUCAUAGUGAGUCAACAAGUUGAACCUUUCAUGAAUAUAGCCUUCGUUUGUCACAUAGAUUGGACCAUAUCCAGAACUGGAAAAUCAGAACAGAGGAGCAAAGGCAACCCCACUAAGGGGUUGAUCUGAAACCAUCAGGAAAAGGGAUGAAACCACACAUGACAUCUCGAAAAUAAGCCAAGUAAUGGAUGGAGCACACAAAAGAAAAGAAGACAGAACCCUUGGACAACGGGAAAGUCGAAAGAAAUUAGAAGAAAAAAUAAUGGAAAUAGAUGGGUGGGUUACCGUUGGUCACCGCUGAAAGGUACUGUCGACAUCCUUUGAGAAUUUCAAAAGGGCACUAGAGAGAAGGGAGGGUGGCGAUAAGAGAUGUAUAUAUAACUAUGUUGUUUGAACAAUAGACAUGGAUGUGGGAUUUCGAUCAUAGGUUAAUGAUUGUUUGCUUGUUGGAUUUUGGUGAUAGAUUUGUGUAUCAAUCUAAAUCAUAAUGUAUUUAGUCAAAAUCCUUUAUUUGUUGGUCCAAAAUUUGAAGGCAAAUUCGUGGGGGAUUAAAAAAAACCCUCAUUAUUCUUAUGAUAUCACCUUAUUUCAAUUUCCCCUUGUUCUAUUGUUAUUUCAUCCAUGUAUCUUUUUCUUUUACAACUUAUUUUUUUAUAGAAAUAUUGACUCUUAAAUGUCUAAUUCAUAUAAGAUAACAUAAUUACUUGAGAGAUUUUUAUAGUAUCAUGAUAUAACCACUGUCUACGUUUCCGGUCACACACAUUGAAGGAAUACAUGCGAAAAGGGGAACAAUGGCCUAUAUUUGCAAGAUAGUCCGAUGCAAAAUUUGACUCUUUAUAUAAAUGGUUAACUGUGACCUCCCAAUUGAGCCUCAAAAGGUGCUUAAAAAGUUUCAGCAAUAGAUGGAUUCAAUUGAUUUUGUUAUAAAAUCGAUUGUGAUGUCCUGGUAUGACCAGUAUGACCGAUUUUUUACAUGUUAAUAAAAAGAUGUCUUUUUGGUGAAUUUUAUUAAAAAUAUAUCAUUUUGAUUUGUUUCUUGAAUAUGAUAGUUUAAAUGUUUAUGUUAUUUUUCGGAUUCAAGUAUGAAUGUUUAGAAUUUUAUGUUAUUUGUUGGAUUCAAGUACAAAAGUUUGAAUGUUGGCUUCAUAUAUGAUAAUUUUUUAACGAAUGUUGUAUUUCAUUUAAAUAUAAAUGUAGAUUUUACAGAGAUUGUUUUCAAAUAUGUUAUAUAUACACACACUUAAAUUCACCUUCAGUGUUUAUGAUUUCCACUUUCCUAUGUGUUUUACUAAAACCAACAUAAAACGGAAUAAAUAGAUCGUAUCACCAGUCUGAUUAUAUCACUUGCCAAACCUGCUUAACUAUAUAUUAUAAAUAAGCUCCACACCAUGCUCAAAAAUGAAACCAUUGUUAUAAGAAUCGAACCCAAUCAACUGUUGAGCUAGUAGAACUACUAAUCCAAUUACAAUACCGAUUCGGUUCAUUUAAUUGGACGAUUAGGAUGAACCCGAUGGUUUUUAAUGCUUUGUCUUUGACAUGAAACCAGAUGAACCACCCCAAUUUGAAAGGUCCAUUGGUUCACAAUUUUAGCCACAAAAAAAUUAAGAAGAAACAAUUUUAAUGUAAACUAAGAUCAACCAACCUCACUCACUAGUUUUAUUUAUGCUUCAUUUUCUUCAUUUUCCAGCCUAUUUGUUAGUUUCAUGGGGUUCUCUACAGAUUGUCACCAUAAUUACUGCCUUGAAUUUAAUAAAAAUAUUUUGAUUACUUUUAUGAAAUAGUUUGAAUACUUGUUAGAAUUAGAAUUUUUUGGUAAUUAGAUUAUAUGGAUUUUUUAAAUUUAUUUAUCGUUAGUGAUAGCUUCUAAUUAAGUAUAUUGUAUAAUUCUUCUAUGACAUAACUCAUAUACGAUUUUGUCAACGGUUAACCAGCGAUUCUAUAAUCAAUAAUAAUUGAAUCGUCAACUAUUAUCUUUUUUGAUUCAGCAACUAUUAACAAUUAAUCAUCUUGGCCAAAUAGGGGGGUGCAAGUUCGAGGGGGUGUAAAGUGAAGGGGGUGCAAAUUAGAGUAGAGCGUAAGUGGAUGGAUAAAUUAUUUUUGGGAAUGAAAAAGUAGGGGUGCAAAUAAGCUGAAAAGUAAUUAGGUUAUAUUAUCAAAAAAUAUUCAUACAUAAAUAAAUAUUUACAUAAUAAUCAUGUAUAUUAAUAAAAUUUUAUUAAGAUAGGAAUACUCAAAUAGUAAUUAUUUAUAAAAAAAUAGUAAAUAAUAUUAUUAAGCCCAUAAAAAUCAUCAUUGUUCGAACAACCUCGAGGAUAAUAAGUUGAUUCGAACCCUAUUUCGUGGCCAAUACAUAAACUAGUUCAUAUCUCCCACACAACCAUUGUUUUUCGACAUUGUGAUAUCAAAUCGGGUUUAACUUCAAAUUGAAUAUUGUCAACUUAGUUACACGUUCGAAUCUAUAACUUUUAAUUGUUAAACAAGCAUAUUGAGUCAACAAUUGGAGCCAAUCUAACAAAAUUUUCCCAAACUCAAUGACGACAUUAGAGUAAACCCAAAAAUAUAGAAUAAUUAUUAUUUAAACAUUAUAACAGUUAUUCUUACUAUCAUAAUAUAUUAAUAAUAAUAAUUAUUAUUAUAUAAUUACAUGACAUUUCAUAGUCACAAAAUAAUUAAAGAAAAAAAUAAUACACAAAAAGAGAAAAUAAAUCAUAAUUAUAUCUAAUACCCCUUCUCUUUAUUUGCACUUCAAAUUGGGAGGUUGAUGGAAAUUGUGAACUUACUCCCAAUUGCACCCCUCACCACUAUUCCUAAUCCCUCUAUAAUAUAUGGCAGAGUUUCAUGAGAUUUCCAUUUUUAAUUCUUUUUGUUCUCCUUAAUUGUAGUUAGGGUUAUAAUAGUAAUUGAAAUUCUUACUUUUUAAUAAUAAAAAUAAUACUAAGUUUGUUUUCUGUUAGAUAUGAAAGUUGAUCAUUCCUAAUAAAGAGAAAAAUCAUGA
Linum trigynum is the source of this 6761-nucleotide messenger RNA. The record is from the annotation of a GenBank genome assembly. Lineage: Eukaryota; Viridiplantae; Streptophyta; Magnoliopsida; Malpighiales; Linaceae.